Molecule: messenger RNA, 1111 nt
Organism: Xenopus laevis (African clawed frog)
Lineage: Eukaryota; Metazoa; Chordata; Amphibia; Anura; Pipidae
Product: provisional ortholog of caveolin 2 S homeolog
Exons: 3
Coding region: 222-716 (164 amino acids)
Biological process (GO): caveola assembly; regulation of cytosolic calcium ion concentration; cell differentiation
Cellular component (GO): plasma membrane; sarcolemma; Golgi membrane
Molecular function (GO): molecular adaptor activity
Source: RefSeq, a predicted model, not a curated record
GAACUCAGAGAAAGAAGGAGGGGAAGUGGGGCUGAAAUCCAAUCCACUGUACAUCUAAAGAAGAGAGCAUCUAAAGCAGGGAGUGAAGAAAAAGAAACACACACUUGGUAGCUAAAAAGAAAGUUCUAUAGGAAACACGUAUUGGGACUGCUUGCUGUUGGAAAGCUCUGGUAAGCCUAUCUGAAGCACAUCAGUCGCACAUCACCAAGUCUUCUCCUGUCAUGAUUCAAGACCAGUAUCUUAUUGAAUGUCCUAUCAACUCUGAUCAUGAUCAAAAAUAUUUGCAAAACCCUCCAAAUACAACGGUCUACACUGAAGUGCCCCCCAGACAGGAUACACGGGACCCUCGGGGUAUCAACAAGCAUCUGAAGGUCGAUUUCUCUGAUGUACUGGCUGAACCAGCAUCAUUUCACAGUUUUGAUAAGGUAUGGACCUGGAGUGACAUCCUGUUUGAAUCAUCGAAGUUGUGGUGCUACAGAAUUAUAUCCCUGCUGUGUGCUGUGCCAGUGUCUCUGCUUUCUGGAAUCCUUUUUGCACUCCUAGGCUGCCUACACAUAUGGUGUGCCAUGCCAUGUAUACAACUUUGCAACAUCUGCAUGCCCCCUGUCCGGACCCUGUGGGCCAGCGUGUUGGACAUAUUUGUCGCUCCAAUCUGUACCAGCAUUGGUCGCUGCUGCAGUUCUAUUUAUGUUAAUGUUGCCAAGCAAAGACCAUAACAGGGUUAGGACUGGCUCCUCAACACAUGGGACACAAGAAAAAAAAUGAAAAGGAAUAGCGCUGUCUGCAUAACAAUCCUUUUGCAGUCAGAAACAAAAUAAAACAUCCAAAAGUGAUAUACAUAUACGAGGGGCACAGGGGCGGUAGGCAACUUGCAGUGAUCAGCUUUAUUCAUCCUAGUGUGUGUGGCACAUUCAUUCUUCAUUCAUAUUUUAUUAUUUCACAUUGUAUGGACUUUAUUGUAUUAUGUCACCCUUCAGCAUUGACUUUUGUGUAAUACAUGCUCAGUGUUUUGCAAAUAUCUUUCUGGAAUUUCUUGUGGUGUUGAUAAUUAUGCCCAUCUGGUAUUAUUUUGCUGCUAACUAAUAAAUAAAACGUUUACGAAUCUUGAUAA